Messenger RNA from Closterium sp. NIES-65, 1752 nucleotides. The record is from the annotation of a GenBank genome assembly. NCBI's taxonomy places the organism in Eukaryota, Viridiplantae, Streptophyta, Zygnematophyceae, Desmidiales, Closteriaceae.
AUGGCUACCCCUAGUGUCCUCGCUUUUGACGGUGAGGGUCGGGCCAUUGACUUUGACGUCUGGGUAGAUGACCUCAAGCUUUUCCUACCGUGCGAUAGGGCAGACGGUCUCUCCCUCUUUGACCUCACCUCUGGUGCCUCUCCUGCCCCUGCUGCUGAUGCCGACGCCACUGUUUGCUCACAGUGGGCCACACGCGAUGCUGCUGCACGUCUUGCUGUGCGUCGCCACCUGCCUACCUCUGAGCGUGCGCACUUUAGCCAGUACAAGAGUGCUCAGACCUUGGACCACUUCCUCUCAGUUUGCCCCACCACUCUCACCGUUGACCUCCUCGAGAAGGCCCUCCUAGCAGCAGAGAAGAGCAUAGUCGCUGUAGGAGCCUCUCGUGGUGAUCCUCGCACCCCCGUCUUUGAGGGGUGUUCCCCCUCCCCCCUUUUGCCCUCUGUUGCCUCUGCUGCUGCGGCCGACCUCGUUGGUUUCGAGUCGGUCGGCGCUGCGUCUGCCCCGAGCGGGAGACGGCGCACCGGCAAGGGCAAGCGAGGCAAGGGUGCUGGAGGGGCUGGCGGGGGUGGCGGAGGUGGCGGUGGAGGUAGUGGAGGGGGUGGGGGUGGUGGUGGGAGUGGUGGUAGGGGUGGAGGCCUCAAUAUGGUUGGUACGAACUCCGGAGGUGCUAGUGGCGAGAUGGAUAGAAGUAGAGAGGCUGGAGAACUGGGGGGAGUUGCUGGUGGAGGAGUGGGGACUCACCAACCAGCCAACCCUACGCUACCUACUUCUUCUACACCAUCUCCUAAUACCGUGGAUCCUGUGAAAUCUUUCUCUAUUGAGAAAUUCAUGGGGGAGGACUACGAGCACUGGAGUUUCCGCAUGAGGCUGAUGUAUACCCAAUACAAGCUAUUGGAUUUGGUGGAGGGGAAGGAGAAGAUGCCGGAGGCCGCGGAGCUGAAAGGAGCGUGGAUGAAGCGAUCGUUCGACGCCGUGGAUUACAUUCGCGCGCGCAUCCUAGAGGAGGACUUGCGGCGGCGGAGUGUGGAGCGCUCGGAGGAGGGGGCUGGCUAUGGAGUUGGAGGUGGAAAGAGUGGCUUCAAGAAGAAGUGGAAGGGCAAGAAUAAGGAUAACCCUAAGGAGGAUGGCGGCGGGGGUCAAGGGGAGGUGUGCUUCUACUGCAAGAAGCGCGGACAUCGUUGGCGGAAGUGCUACCAACGACCCAAGGAUUGGACCCCGCCUUCAUCAAGCAACCAGCGUGGUGGCACGAGGAGUGGGGGAGUCAUGGGAGCUAGUGGAGAGGAGAAGGAUGAGGAGAAAGGCGGCAAAUCUGAGGAGCGGAAGGCCGGGUUCUUCUUCUUCGUGAACGAAGGCGCAACCGACCACGCUAUGGCUGCCAAGUUUGUGGAGGACGUCAUGUACAAGGACUGGCAGCAGCAGCAGCAGGUGCAGAUUGGCUUGCGUCUGCAGGAGAUUGAGCGGUAUGCAGUGGAGGAGGUUCAGCUGCACCUUGAGGAUCUCCCUGGGUCAGAGCUGACCAGUGAUCACAGUCGCGGUGGUGAGCAGCAAGGCGCUGGUCCUGUUGCGGAGGAGGGGUUGGAGGAUGAGUCGGCACGUGUGGACUCACCUUCUCAGCCCGAGCCUGCUGCAAACGCCAAGGUCACCAAGAGGAGUGUGCAGAAAGGAGCUUCACCACAUGGGCAGCAGAUUGCAACCCGUGAGAAGAGAGUGGCAGCAGCACCCUCAAGGCUGAAAGUUCAACAGUCUCAUUGA